AUGUCUGGAACAUUGGUCGAAGAGCGCAAAACAAUUAGUUUUGUUCCAGAUAUUGUAACUGGAAUUCUUGGUUCCGUUUAUUGUCUUGUUGUCUUAUUUAUUUUGCUUAUUAUUCCAAUACUUCAAGUAGCAUUUGGUGCAGAAUAUCGUAAUCAAUGUCCAAUUAAUUCGAAUAUUCCAGUAUAUCUUAUUGUAUCAGGUGCAUGUGGUAUGGCAACUAUACUUCUUACCAUAAUUAUAGCUAUUGCAUUCAUAUGUUUAUUUAAAAAAGAUUCCAAAGGCACAUCGUUUAUUACUGGAUGUAUCAUUGGUAUUGUAUUUUUAAUUUUAUUUCUAAUGAGUCUUUUCUUAUCUCCGUGGUUUAUUGUGGGUAACGUAUGGAUAUUUGGAGUAUAUUCAACAGUUGAUUUGGAUAAUACAUCAUCAAGACCUUUAGCUGCAAUUCUUGGUUCUGUUUAUUGCCUUGUUAUUUUAUGCAUUCUACUUGUUAUUCCCAUACUUCAACUAGCAAUUGGUGCAUCAUUUCAAAAUCAAUGUCCAGUUAGUCCAAAUAUUCCCACAUAUCUCAUUGUAUCAGGUGCAUGUGGUAUUGCAACUAUAGUUCUUACUAUAAUCAUAACACUUGCAUUUAUAUUGUGUAUUAAACGAGGUACUGCUGGAGCAUCUAUUGUUAGUGGAUGUAUUAUUGGUUUGGUAUGUUUAAUUUUAUUUUUAAUGAGUUUUUUCUUAUUUGCUUGGUUCAUUGUGGGUAAUGUAUGGGUAUUUAGCGUACAUAGUAAAGUUGAUUUGGAUAAUCUAUUAUCACCUAAUUAUUGUCAACGAACAUUGUAUCAAUUUGCUUUCACAAUAAUAAUUAUGACUUACGUUAUGAGUGUUAUAAGUUGCUGUUGCUCAUGCUUUCGUAGUUGCUGUGAAGUUGGAAAAGCACUAAAAACAUAA
Molecule: messenger RNA, 939 nt
Organism: Adineta steineri
Lineage: Eukaryota; Metazoa; Rotifera; Eurotatoria; Adinetida; Adinetidae
Source: the annotation of a GenBank genome assembly